Wyeomyia smithii (pitcher-plant mosquito) is the source of this 1109-nucleotide messenger RNA. RefSeq lists its product as uncharacterized. The coding region runs from base 301 to 993 and encodes 230 amino acids. The record is from RefSeq and is a predicted model, not a curated record. NCBI's taxonomy places the organism in Eukaryota, Metazoa, Arthropoda, Insecta, Diptera, Culicidae. The transcript is spliced from 3 exons.
UAUUUCAUCUGGUUUUCCACUAAAACAAAGUUUGUUAAAACAGGCAGCACUAAUGAACUAGGAUUCAUAAGUGCAAUAUUUUUCGAAAUUGAAUAUCAGCUGAUUUUUUGGUUGAAAACAAAUUGAUUUUAUUAGGAUACAGACUAAGCCUGUAUUGGUGAGAUCUGACGUAGAAAGCUCUAUUCAGUUCGUUUACUUUAUGCGUAUUGUUCACAACUGACUUUGUGAACAGUUUGAUGUUUAUAGAAAAUGCUGCCCUUUACAAUGCAGCAGUGAGUUUUAUUUUUUAUUUCAUUAAAUAUGGAUGAAUAUGUGAAAGAUCUGCUGCGAACAUGGGAACUAGAAGAGUUAAUAUCGCGGUUUGAAGCGGAAGAAGUUAACGAGAAAGCUUUCAAUUGUUUAACGGAAGACAUUAUACGAGAGCUAAUUCCUAAGCUAGGCAAACGUGCUAUUUUUAACAAGGCGUAUGAAAAAUACCGUGAUCAGCUAAUCUUUCGGGUAACGAAUACAAAACAAUCGGAACUCGAAACGACAAAUUUAAACUUGGAAAACGCCCAUCUAGUCAAACCCGCAGUUGGCAUUAGACAAGAAAAUCACUUCAAAGGAAACAUAUGCCCUCAAGAAUCGUUACCAACUCUCAGCAUCGAAGCCCUAACUGAACCCACGGACAGUGACCGGCAAACUGCGGAUGCUUUGCGCAAUCUUCUCAGUGAUAGUUCCAUGAGUGUCACCUUACUAAACAAGGAAUUUUUGACACCUGUUUACCGACGAUUUCUCAGUGAUGAAAUCAUUACGUUCCUGUACAACAAGUUUGAUGGAGAUUUAACUGCAGAACUACUUAACAGAUGGGCUCGGGCGGUGGAAUUGGUCUUCCCCAGCGAAGCAGCGGUGUUUUAUUUUCGCCAAACGACGGAAAGUUCCGCUUGGGCGGGAAAGCUGUACGCUUCUUAUCAAAAGCUUCAUCAACUGCGAGUAGUUGAACCUCCUCUGUAAGCUAGUUCUAAUCUUGUGAAUAUGUAUAUAGAAAAAUGUACAAAAACAAGAUGUUUUGUUGAUUGGAAUGCAAAUAAUAGUAAGAAAUAGAAUUGAAAAUUUCUCUAACAUUUUUA